CCAGCUAAGAACCCGACCCAUUGUUUCAGAGACAGCUUUUGGACCCUUAAAAAGCAGAUGAAGAUAUUAAAGAAAGUAAUGCCCCUAUCAUAAGCACCACCAUGGGGACAGUUAAAUAACUGUUGCCUCCCGCGAAAAAGUGAUCUCAAAGCCUUUGUUUAUUUCUGUGAGGAACUGGAAAGGCAAAUGCUGGUCACUCAGACCAUCUCACUCCCCCUACUUUCCUUUCUUUCUUGCUCUUGUUCUCUCUUUUUGUGAAGCUUUUCACAUUCUCAGCUUUGUGACUGUGAGACUUGUUCUUACUUCUUAGGCUCAGGCAAUAAUGGUCAAAGAAACUGAGUACUAUGAUGCACUCAAUGUCAGUCCCUCAGCUUCGGAAGAGGAAAUUCGCAAGGCUUAUUAUCUCAAGGCAAGGCAAGUACAUCCGGAUAAAAAUCCAAAUGAUCCUCAAGCUGCUGAAAGAUUUCAGGUACUUGGGGAAGCCUACCAAGUUUUGAGUGAUCCACUGCAAAGAGAAGCAUAUGAUCGAAAUGGAAAGCACUGCAUAUCUAGGGAUACAAUGCUUGACCCCACAGCUGUCUUUGCUUUUCUUUUCGGAAGUGAACUAUUUGAGGAUUACAUAGGGCAUCUAGCUGUAGCAUCAAUGGCUUCUUCUCAAUUAGCUGGUGAAGGUGACAACCCUGAGAAAGUACAUGAUAAAUUGAAGGCUGUCCAGAAAGAAAGAGAAGAAAAGCUAGCUAAGGCACUCAAAGAUCUUCUUAAUCAGUAUGUGCGAGGUGAUAAAGAAGGGUUCUUACUUCAUGCUGAAUCUGAAGCUAGAAGACUUUCUGAUGCAGCCUUUGGAGUAAAUAUGCUACACACUAUUGGCUAUGUUUAUUCAAGACAAGCAGCACAAGAGCUUGGAAAGAAAACCAUAUACCUAGGGGUACCAUUUUUGGCUGAGUGGGUGCGCAACAAGGGACAUUUCUGGAAGUCACAGAUGACCGCUGCAAAAGGUGCAUUCCAGCUGAUGCAACUUCAAGAAGAAAUCCGUCGGCAGUUUAAAGUGGAUGGUAGUGGCCCUGAACAUGAUGUUGAAUCACAAAUACGCUUAAACAAGGACACAUUAUUGAACUCAUUGUGGAAAUUGAAUGUGGUUGACAUUGAAGUAACUCUCGUACAUGUUUGUCAAAUGGUGCUACGGGAAACUAAUGUUCGAAAGGAUGAACUUAGAGCUCGUGCUUUGGCACUAAAGCUUCUUGGAAAGAUAUUUCAGGAGGAAAAGCAGACACAAAAUGGUGCAACUUCAAAACGGAAAGGUGAUGCUGACACAGACGAUGAUGAUGGAACUAGUUCUGAUAGUAGUGGAGAGGAUUCACGACAACGGCUUUCAUAUAGAACUCCUUUUCUCACUCAGGGAAUUGGAAGACUCUUCAGAUGCCUCUGUAAUCCAGCAUAUGAUGUUGAUGACGACGAGAUUGUGUACAAAGGCAAAUGAUGUACGAGUUUUGUGUAUAGUACACAGUUAUCACAAACAUUAUGUUGCAUUUUUCUCUAUGGUUUGCUAAUUCCCCUAAAAAAAUUAGUGGGAAAGAAGAAACUCCUACUGGCUAGUUCUUCAUCUAUUCAUCAUGUAUACAACAUAAUAUUACUGUUAGCUGGUUCCAUUCUCUUUCUAAUACUAUAUCAACCUCAAAAGUUCUACAAACAUUUUAUACCUUUUUUGGAUGUCAUACUCCUGGACGAGGAUUUCGCUUGAUCUCAGUAAGACCCGGUGAUUAAGUGAAUAAGGAACUGUCUUGUGAAUCUCUCAUACCGCAACAAAUGUAUGCAAGCUCAGUGGAAUACUACUGUGAUGUGUUCCACAACUUCAAUGGAUAUAUUACAUAAUUGUCAAUGUCAACUUCAAUGGAUUCUAUGACACCAUUAUUUACGUGACAUAUCAUCCAGAAGGCAAUUAAUUACUGCAGAUACCUUGUUUAUAUUAGAAGGAAACAGAAAAUCAAUUUGGGAAGGUGGUAACUUAGACAAUGCACCAUUUCUUAUAUCUCCAGGUACAAUUUUAUUUUAAUUUUUCUUUUGUAUACUCAUUUUUCUUCCCUGUUUCAGGUUUCUAGUUUUAAAUUGCCUAUGAUCAGAAGGCUUUGAUCUUUGACCAAUCAGACGUAGUCCCUCAAACUGUGGAUGGUCACUUUUUGAGAUCAAUAUCAAACUUGAGAUGAUUCUAACUUCUAAACUGCAUCAUUAGUUGCAUUGAACUAAUCAUUAGAGAAGCAAGUUGAUGUAUUGU
Rosa rugosa (rugosa rose) is the source of this 2269-nucleotide messenger RNA. RefSeq names its product chaperone protein dnaJ 10. The record is from RefSeq and is a predicted model, not a curated record. The transcript has 10 exons. The coding region runs from base 323 to 1477 and encodes 384 amino acids. Lineage: Eukaryota; Viridiplantae; Streptophyta; Magnoliopsida; Rosales; Rosaceae.